Messenger RNA from Xyrauchen texanus (razorback sucker), 1696 nucleotides. RefSeq names its product CUB and zona pellucida-like domain-containing protein 1. Bases 814 to 1461 code for a protein of 215 amino acids. Lineage: Eukaryota; Metazoa; Chordata; Actinopteri; Cypriniformes; Catostomidae. Gene Ontology annotation, cellular component: cell surface. The record is from RefSeq and is a predicted model, not a curated record. The transcript is spliced from 7 exons.
CCCUCAUGCAGGUAUAACUGUGGAUACUACAUCGGCAACUGUUCAUGCACUAGCCAUUGUCAGUACUAUGGAAACUGUUGUCAUGACUACUAUGGUUAUUGCCACGUGAACACAACAUCACGGCCAAUCCUAACAACAGAGAAUCACCCUGAGUGUGGAGGACACCUGUAUGGUUCUGGGCUGUUUUCCAGCCCCAAUUACCCCAGUUAUUAUCAUGACAAUGCCUACUGUGUUUGGUAUCUCUCCGCUCAGCAAGGCCAGAGGAUCUUUCUGUCAUUUACUGAUGUGCAAUUGGAACGCUGCUGUAACUGUGACUACAUUUCUGUGUACGACGGCCCAUCCAUUGGUUAUCCACGGUUGGGACAGGUCUGCUUCAGUAAUAACACACACCAGGCCUUUCACUCUUCUUCACGUUACUUGACUGUUCUCUUCAGAAGUGACCACUCUGGUGUCAGACAUGGUUUUAAGGCCCUAUUUACUAGCUCUCUGACCGCAGAUCAAGGUACUGGCCCGGGAAGGAUCAUAUGUAUAUUCAUAUAAUCAUAUAACAAUUUGUAUUUCAAAAUAACUCUAAAAUCACUUUUAGAUGUUGCACAGCCGUGAUAUAUAUGCCAUCCCUUAUGUAAUCAUACUACUGGAGUAUCCAUUUUCUCAUAAAAUAAGUAAGAAAAAACACUACUAAAAAUGCAGUAUGUAUUAUUCAGUUUCUUUGUCUUUGCUGAAUAUGAACGAAUGCUUUACAUGCACAAAAUAACAUGAAAGGGAUUUAAAAUCCUUUUCUUUACAGGUCGCGUGGACUGUUCAUCAGACAACAUGGUCAUUGUCAUUCGAGCAUCUUACCUGAACUCACUUGGGUUCAAUGGAAAUGAUCUAUAUGUGGACGACCAUCGAUGCAGACCCACUAUUACCAGUACUGAAGUUGUGUUUCGCUUCUCUCUUGACACAUGUGGGACCGGCAAAGAGUCAGGCGAGAUCACACGUCAGUCACAGUUCCUACUGCAUGUGGGCUGCCGAAUGGAGCCAGACACCAUGGUGGAGAUUUUCUACAAGGCCAAAGAGAAUAUCAAUGCCAACAUCACUGGACGUGGCCGCUUCAAUGCAAUUGGCAUAGCCUUCUACACCUCCAGCAGUUUCAGCCAACAAAUUUACGACUCUCCAUACCAGGUGACGCUUAACCAGUACAUGUAUGCUAUGGUUAAGCUAGACCGACAUGACAACACACUAGAUCUCUUCUUGGACACCUGUGUAGCAUCUCCGUAUGCCAAUGACUUCCAAACCCGCUCCUAUAACCUGCUGCGUGAUGGAUGUGCCAGAGACAGCACAUACUAUUCCUACACCAAUGGUCAGCACUACUAUGCUCAGUUCCGUUUCCAGGCUUUUAAGUUCCUCCGGACUCACGCCUAUGUGUACCUGCAGUGUAAAGUGAUCAUCUGCCCCGAAAAUGAUUACAACUCUCGCUGACGCCAAGGUUGCCGCUUUCGCCGCAAGAGAUCUCUCGACACCACCUACCACACCAACACUGUGAUACUGGGGCCAAUCAAACUCAAAGGACAGAGGCCUGGCGUGGGGCAGUCUGAAAAGACAAAGGAAUGAAGUGAUCAUCUUUAACCUUCAUCGUUGCCAUCAGUCAUACUUUAUUAACCACCCAGCAAAUUAGUUUAAAUAAAAAUGUUAUUCUUCAAAUCAAUAAAGCAUU